Molecule: messenger RNA, 444 nt
Organism: Gossypium arboreum
Lineage: Eukaryota; Viridiplantae; Streptophyta; Magnoliopsida; Malvales; Malvaceae
Product: trans-Golgi network-localized SYP41-interacting protein 1-like
Exons: 1
Coding region: 1-444 (147 amino acids)
Source: RefSeq, a predicted model, not a curated record
AUGGAUAAAGUCCAAAAGGAGUUGGAUGAUCUCACAAAUAAAUAUGAAAAUAUAGUUGGGAAGGUCCGUCAACUUUCAUCAGAGAAAGAUCAGAUGUUUCGGUUGUUGGUAGAGGGUUCUGGAAAAGUGAUGGGGGAUCAACAAGUGAUCGAAGAGACUUCUUCUAAUCUACCCGUGUUAAUAGAUAGGUGCUUAGAGAAGCUAAAGGAGCAAACAAGUCCAUCUCUGGAGACUCCUUUUGUGGAUGCAGAACUGUUUGAAAAAUACCAAAGUCUUUUGUAUGCUAGGGAUCUGGAGUUGAUGCUUUGUAAGGAAAUCCUAGAAGAAGAUAUGCUGGUGUGGUCACAACUAAAUGAUCUGUCAAAUCAGUUCAGAGUAACUUCUCAGGAACUUUUUUCAUUGAAGGAGGAGAAAGAUGUUCUGCAAAAAGAUCUUGAACGAUAA